Messenger RNA from Jaminaea rosea, 3750 nucleotides. RefSeq lists its product as hypothetical. The coding region runs from base 1 to 3750 and encodes 1249 amino acids. The transcript has a single exon. Gene Ontology annotation, molecular function: histone H4K20 methyltransferase activity; protein binding. Gene Ontology annotation, cellular component: nucleus. Lineage: Eukaryota; Fungi; Basidiomycota; Exobasidiomycetes; Microstromatales. The record is from RefSeq and is a predicted model, not a curated record.
AUGGAGGACAUCUCAGCCGACGAUGAUCUCCUGGGCGACAUGCUCCUCGACUCGCUCGAGUUCGAUCCGCCGAUCUCGACGCACAAGAUGAACUAUACGUACCGCUCGCCCCGUUUCGACACGUCGGCCGUCAUCAACUUGGUUCGAAAUCGCGUCGUCAUUGAGAAGGAUGUCGGCAAGGCCCUCGAAGAGCUGUGCGAGAUGCCGGUGAUCCGCAAGCAUCUUCAAAAGAAGACGGAGCGACAACGGCAGACCUUCCAUACGCACGCAAGGCGCUAUUUGGAGGCAUACAUGCCCGAUGCGGGCUUCGAAUUUGCCCUCACCUAUCGCUACCAACGCUCUCUGACGCCGGUGGCUUCCUCACUGCCCGACGGCUCCUCCGUAGCUGAGAGCUCAGCAGCUGGAGCGGCUCAUGCACAAGCAGCAGCAGCUGCUGCUUCUGCAAACGCAGCGCCAAAGACGAAGCCGCGAAGAUCAGGUGGCAACGAUGCCUCGCGAGGCUCAGCAGCAAGCAACGCCAAAGCAGACAUCUGCGUCAUUGCUGUGCGCAACUUCAAACCUGGAGAGUACAUCAUGUGCAAGGGAGGCCUUACCGACUUGACAAAGACUGAAGAUGAGGCUCUACGCAACGAAGCGGCCGCAUCACGACAGGCGACAGCUACUCAACCAUACGGAGGUGUCUUGGGACAAGGCCGCGACUUCAGCAUCAUCAAGAGCAGUGCGCGCAACUGCUCGCAGCUCCUGCUUGGCCCGGCCCGCUUUGUCAAUCACGACUGUGAUCCAUCGGUUGAGUUCUCACGGAAUGGUCACACCAUGAAGUUCAAGGUGCUCAGACCGAUCGCUAUCAAUGAGGAGAUUCUCGUGGGUUAUGGCGAGCAUUACUUUGGCUGGCAGAACGGGGAGUGCCUGUGCGCCACUUGCGAGUCGAAGGGGAGAGGAGCCUUUGCGCGCGAGGGAAUACAAACCAUGCAGGAGAAGGAAGAGCAGAGCGCUGCAGUCAAGGCGACUAUGUUCGAGGGCGAGGUCAAUCAUGACAGCGCAGCCGGCGGAGGUGAAGCCUCCUCAUCCACUCCUCGUCGCUCUCUGUCACAGCGCAUCAAGACGCGCAGAGACUCGCCGCCACAGGCGAAUGCCAACGGCAAUGGCGUAGCGACUCCUUCAUCGACAUCAGCAUCAGAAGAGUACGCAAAUCGUGCUUCAUCCCGCUCUUCAAGCCGCAGUAUCCUCAACUCCGUCGUUCCUUCAGAUCGUGAGCUUGUCGACCCUCUUGAAGCGCGGGGACCAAAAUGUCAAUGCCUGACGUGUGGCGCCCCCUUCUUCGCGCCGGAGACGUGGUGGCUGCCCGACGAGUGCAGCCGCUGCGAGCGACAUUAUCGGAUCUUCAAGGCAGACUGGCCUGGCCGGACGCCGACUGAAGGGGCAUUUGCGGCGAAGAGUCAGCAGGUCGCGAAGCAGAAGGCUGCUGUCGCGAGUGUGGCUGAGGCUGCACAGAAGGUGAAGACGAACGGGCAUGCGGCUGGUGGAGCAACUGGGAAGGGCAAAAGCAAGGAUGCUCAUGCGGGAGCUUCUGCUAAAGCGAAGGGAGGGCGACUAUCGGGUGGCACUUCUCAGCAGGCAAAUGCCUCCCCAGCGCCAGUCUCGUCUGCGGCUAGCACCACGAGCCUGUCCUCUGCAGCGGAAUCGUCUGGCUCGGGCACCACGCCUAUCCGGCUCAGUCCCCUGCGAACUUUCGAAGAGAAAGAGGACCCCACGCCCACUAAGAGCAAGGCCAGAACCUCGACUAUCUCAGCAGCGGCAGCGAAGCCAAUCGCACGCAAGCCAAGCAAGCCUGUCCCGCCCGCAAGUGAUUCCGGCUCGUCGGACCUGACUGACCAAUCCGCUCCAACUCGCACGUCUGUUAAUGGAGAAAGCACAGAUGACAGCAGCGGCAGUAGCAGCGACACGCCGUGUGGCCCAAAGAUGCUGGGCAAGCUUGCAAAGACGGAAGCCCUGGCGCACCAUUGGGGUGUUGCGGAGGGCGAGGAAGGGAGGAGAAAUAGGAAGCCGAGCGUCAAUGGGCCCGUGAGCUUGGCGAGCAAGGCUGCAUUGAAAGCUGGGUCGGGGCAGAGAAGACGCUCGUCAGGUAGUGCAGCGGGUAGUGGCAAUGGCAGCGGGAGUGGGCUGCAUCACUCUCAUGGCCACCGAAGGACGGCGAGUAGGACGAGCGUCUUCUUCCCGGAUAGUGACGAUGAGGAUGAGGAAGAUGAGAGCGCCGUUGCUGAUGUAGUAGGGGAGGAUCGCAAGCGCAAGAGGCCUCAUGCCAAGACCAGCGAGGCUUCAUCGGUGUCGAGGCGACUGAGCACAGGGAGAAGUACAGGCAGCGCGGAUAGCGGCAGUACAGCUCAGCAGCAGCAGCUGUCCCGCAGAAAGCCAGCAGCCGUGCUCAGCGAUGAUGCCAAGAGUCCCGUCCCAGCCAAACCAGCAGGCAAGGAUCUCUUGGGCCCAUCAUCAGCUAUCAAGGCGGCGACGCCCCCAACUUCGGCAGCCAUGCCCUCCGCCUCUGCCUCUCCAGCUCCCCUUGCAGCUCCCUCUGCACCCUCUCCGUCAUCCGCAUCGGCCCCGGCCUCCGCACCACACGUCCUAGCAACGCACGGCCCCGAGCGGACCUCCAUCAAGAAUCUUGCGGCACAUUGGUCCGCGGGGAUAGACGGGGGUAGUCGCACCCGCAGGCAGGCACAGCGCGAGCCGGCGACGGUCAUUGCUUCUCCUGCAAUUCAGCGCAGUGUCAGUGGUGGGGAGAGGCGCUCCAAUUCUCCGCAGCCAGCGGGUACGGGGAGGAGAAAGAGGGCGAGAGGGUCGGAAGAGGGGAUCGCUGCAGAGAGGCGUGGGAGCGCGGGAGGGAUGGUCGAUGAGAACGGAAGCUCCGUGCCACCUUCCCCAACGGGCGAUGCCGCAUCCAGGCCAUCAUCUGCAGGUCCAAGCGGGAACGAAGCGUCCACCUCUAUCAAGCGACUCAAGAGUGUUUCGCGCCUCUCUGGCGGCGCUGGUGGAUCAGGCUCAGCCACCGCGACAGGGUCGGACGACGAGGGGGGACGUACGCGGAGCCCGCUCGUUGUGGAAGCUGCACUGGGCGGUCUUCCCAUUCGGCCAUUGAAGACCACUUCCACUAAUGCUACAGCCUCGCCUAGCGGUGCUAGUGGCGUAGCACCGGGCAGCAGCAGCACGCUUGUCGAUACUAACUCCCCCCGCUGGCCAGGUGUAUUGCCGAGCUCGAGCAACGGGACGGGGUCCAGUCCCGUGCCGAGUGGAGGAGCAUCGCCCACCGGCCGCGUCUAUCAAGGCAUCCCAGGGCGCAAAAACCUGCGCAUUGGAAGGCCAGGGAGCGUCAGUCGGCCGAUCAAACCGCCCACUGCUCCUGGGACCGGUUCGCUCGCCGCAGGUGCUGGACCGUCAGCUCUGUCUGCUCCACAGGGCGGAGAUCUCAACGCUCCAGCAUCUGGCUCGGUGAGCGCGUCGGACGCAGGAGCUAGAGCUACACCUCCUACUACGACUCUCCCACCUGACCUUGCUGCGGCUGCAGGCGUAUCGCCGAAGCAGGCUUGCCCUAUCGUCCCAUCGUCGGGCACCGCUGUAGCCUCGUCGCCAUCAUCGCAACAAGUCAAGGCCGAGAACAAUCCCUCUGCUCAGACUGUCGAUCAAGUCAUGGAGCAAGCUGGUCCACCUCAGCAGGGAGUGACCGCUACUGAGAGGGUGAAGAAGGAGGAGAGCUAG